GAAGCUCUUAACACCAAUAAUCACUUCUCUCUCUCUCUCUCGCUCUCUCUUUCUCUCUCUCAUUUCCCCAGCUUGACCAUGGUUCUGGUUUCAUCUCAUGGAGAAAAAAAUGGUGCAAAUGAAGAACCUGUCGUUGAUUUUAGAGGGAAUCCUGUGGAUAAGUCCAAAACUGGUGGAUGGCUUGCCGCAGGACUCAUCUUAGGAACUGAGCUUUCAGAGAGGAUAUGUGUUAUGGGCAUAUCAAUGAAUUUGGUUACAUACUUGGUUGGAGAUUUGCAUUUACCUUCUGCAAAAUCUGCAACUAUUGUUACCAACUUCAUGGGAACCCUUAACCUUUUUGGACUCCUUGGUGGUUUCCUUGCAGAUGCCAAACUUGGCCGCUACUUGACAGUUGCAAUCUUUGCUUCCAUAACUGCUGUGGGGGUGACUUUGUUAACCUUGGCUGCAAGCAUUCCUAGCAUGAUUCCUCCUCCAUGCAGUGACUACAGAAGACAGCACCAUGAGUGCAUUGUGGCCAAUGGUCGGCAACUGGCUAUGCUCUAUGCAGCUCUUUACACCAUAGCACUUGGUGGUGGUGGCAUAAAAUCCAAUGUCUCAGGCUUUGGUUCUGAUCAAUUUGACUCAUCAGACCCCAAGGAGGAGAAGGCCAUGGUUUUCUUCUUCAAUAGGUUCUAUUUUGCCAUCAGCAUUGGAUCAUUGUUUGCUGUGAUAGUGUUAGUGUAUGUGCAAGAUAAUGUAGGAAGAGGUUGGGGGUAUGGCAUUUCAGCAGGCACAAUGGGGAUUGCAGUUGCUGUAUUGCUAUGCGGCACGCGGUGGUACCGUUUCAAGAAGCCUCAAGGCAGCCCUUUAACUGUCAUAUGGAGAGUGUUACUCUUAGCUUGGAAGAAGAGGACUCAACCUUAUCCUUCUUAUCCUAGCCUUUUGAAUGAGUACCACAAUGCCAAGGUCCCCCACACCGAAAGAUUCAAGUGCCUUGACAAGGCUGCAAUUUUGGGCGAAGAUGAGGCUGCUAAUGAAUACAAAACUAGUUCUUGGAUAGUUUCUACUGUGACUCAAAUUGAAGAGGUGAAAAUGGUAUUAAAGCUCAUUCCGAUUUGGUCUACAUGUAUCCUUUUCUGGACGGUUUACUCUCAAAUGACAACCUUCACUGUAGAACAAGCCACCUUCAUGGAGCGCCAAAUUGGCUCCUUCGUUGUCCCUUCAGGUUCUUUAUCAACUUUUCUCUUCAUCAGUAUUCUCCUCUUUACUUCACUAAACGAAAGAGUCUUUGUUCCCCUGGCUCGAAAAAUCACCCACAAUGUCCAAGGAAUGACAAGUCUUCAGAGGGUUGGUAUUGGACUCGUAUUUUCAGUAAUAGCUAUGGUGGUUUCUGCCAUUGUUGAAAAAGAAAGGAGGGAAAUUUAUGUUCAUAAACACAUAAAAAUAAGUGCUUUCUGGUUAGUCCCUCAGUUCUUCCUGGUGGGUGCUGGAGAAGCUUUUGUUUAUGUUGGACAACUUGAGUUCUUCAUCAGGGAGGCACCAGAGAGGAUGAAAUCAAUGAGCACAGGGCUUUUCCUAAGCGCCAUUUCAAUGGGGAUGUUUGUGAGCAGUUUGUUGGUGUCUCUUAUAGACAAAGUAACCCAGAAGAGCUGGCUAAGAAGCAAUUUGAAUAAAGCCAAGUUAGAAAACUUCUACUUGGUGCUAGCGGUAUUAGGAGUUAUAAAUUUCUUGGUUUUUCUUGUGUUUGCAAUGAGACAUGUGUACAAAAUACAGCCUACAGUUAAGGGUAGUAACUCUGGAGAGAAAGAGCUUCAAGACAUAGAGAAUCAUUGGAUUACAGAAGGAAAACCGGAGAUGGAGGUCUAGUGGUAUUGUUAUUUGUCGGUACUCUGGUGUAAAAAUAGUCAAUUUGUGUUUUAAGCAUUCUUUUCUGUACCGCGCUAUAUACAGUAUAUAUAUAUUGAGUGAGGGUUGAUUC
This is a messenger RNA of Pistacia vera, 1957 nucleotides long. RefSeq names its product protein NRT1/ PTR FAMILY 6.4-like. Gene Ontology annotation, molecular function: nitrate transmembrane transporter activity. The record is from RefSeq and is a predicted model, not a curated record. Bases 79 to 1845 code for a protein of 588 amino acids. Gene Ontology annotation, cellular component: membrane. The transcript is spliced from 5 exons. Lineage: Eukaryota; Viridiplantae; Streptophyta; Magnoliopsida; Sapindales; Anacardiaceae. Gene Ontology annotation, biological process: response to nitrate; transmembrane transport.